AUGGCCGACCAAGGUGACCUUCAAUUUGAGGAAGAAACAUCCAUGCAAAAGUUUAAACGCCGGCUCAAGGAAGAACCAUUGAUCCCUCUAGGAUGCGCCGCAACAUGCUACGCGCUCUUCCGCGCCUACCGAUCCGGCAAAGCGAAAGACUCAAUGGAAAUGAACCGCAUGUUCCGCGCCCGUAUCUACGCGCAAUUCUUCACCCUACUAGCCGUCGUAGCGGGCGGAAUGUACUACAAAAACGAGCGUAAACAACGCCGCGAAUUCGAGCGGAUGGUCGAAGAGCGCAAGGCGCAGGAGAAGCGGGAUGCGUGGUUACGCGAGUUGGAGGCCAGAGAGAAAGAGGAUAAGGGGUGGAGAGAGCGGCAUGCUGCUGUGUCUGAGGCGGCGAAGGAGGCUGCUGCUGGUGGGAAGAAGAGUACGAAGGCUGUGGAUGAUAAUGUGAAUCAGGCGCCGCAGGAAAAGAGUGAUGAGAAGAGGGGUGUAGGGAUUCUCGAGGCCGUAAAGGCGUUGGUCCAGGGUAAUAAGGAGAAUUAA
Molecule: messenger RNA, 537 nt
Organism: Talaromyces atroroseus
Lineage: Eukaryota; Fungi; Ascomycota; Eurotiomycetes; Eurotiales; Trichocomaceae
Product: Respiratory supercomplex factor 1, mitochondrial
Exons: 3
Coding region: 1-537 (178 amino acids)
Biological process (GO): mitochondrial respirasome assembly
Cellular component (GO): mitochondrion
Source: RefSeq, a predicted model, not a curated record